AUGGGCGAAUUCGACUGCUACUGCCUCCUCUGCAGCGGCCCCCUGGUCCCCUGUGAUAUCGGCUCCACCUCCCGAGCCCGCCUAACCCAGCGCCGACGCCGAAUCGCCAAGAAAUUACUAGCGAUAGAGGAGGGCCGGAGUUUUGAUUCAUUUGCUAGUGACUCGGACGAGGAAGCAGGGCACGACUCUGAAUCUGAUUGUCAAGAGGGCGAUGGCGAUGGGGAGGUUUGGGAGCAGGAUGAGAGGAGGAGUUAUGAUCCGGAUGUUGCUGGGAAUGAGUUGGUGGGGUGGGUUGAGGAUAUUAGGGUUUUGGGGGUGGACGGGGGUGGGAGGGCUUUUGUGUCGGGGCGUGCGAAUUAUGAUGAUGCUGGGUUGAUAUAUGUUGAGCAAGGCGAUGAUCCGAACCAACCCUCCAUAAGCGAAAAACCAUACUAUGACUGUUACGUCCCCUCCAACGAUAACGAAGUCGUAUUCCCCUUCCAUACGCACUGUAUGCUCGUCUUCGAGGAAGCAUUCAAGUGGUCCUGCACUCAUUCUCGACGAGGCAAGGAGAGCCUCGAUCUAACAACCCUCUACAAAACCGCAACACGAAUCGGCAGCCUCACGAAUCUGAAUCUAGACUACGGUGGUAUAUCCGGUGUUGAUCAAUGCUGGGAAUGUAUACCGGGCGAAGAGUACUCCGUAAUAGAUCCCCUACGAUUCUCCCUCGACGCACUAGAUUUCAUCUACAAAUGGCCUAGCGCCGCAAACCCCAGCCAACCCACCGGAUCAAAAGCGAAAGGAACAGAAACAGAAAAGGUGAUAAUCGAUCCAUUCAAUUCCCUCCCCAUCGAGAUCCUGCAUCUUAUAUGCGGACAUCUACCCGCGGACGCACUACAGUACUUCCUAGCAGCGUCGGUAACGGCGUAUUACGCUACGAAGAACGAGUCUUUUUGGAAAGCUCUUUGUUUGGAGAGAGUUCCUUGGGCUUGGGAGGUGUGGAGGGAUAUUGAUGGUGAUGGUGAGAAAGAGGUGGUUGAUACGAAACAGGGAAAAGGAAAGGUUGGGGUUAAUUAUAAGAAACUCUUCUUUUGUCUUGAAAGGAAUACUGAGCAGAAGUUUGGGCUCGGGGUUGAAAACCGUGGGUGGUUGGGGUUGGUUAAUCGGAGGAGGAUUUGGGAUGUUUGUGUUCGGGUUUCGGGGGAGUAUUGGGAAGAUAGGAAGGGGGUUGAUGGUUGA
Messenger RNA from Penicillium cataractarum, 1218 nucleotides. RefSeq lists its product as uncharacterized. Bases 1 to 1218 code for a protein of 405 amino acids. The transcript has 7 exons. NCBI's taxonomy places the organism in Eukaryota, Fungi, Ascomycota, Eurotiomycetes, Eurotiales, Aspergillaceae. The record is from RefSeq and is a predicted model, not a curated record. Gene Ontology annotation, molecular function: protein binding.